UUGCUGGACCAGCUCGAAGCCGACAAAGCGCAAAAGAGUUCGGAAUUGCAAAUCGCAGUUACGGCAAGGGAUGCUGCAUUAGCCGAGCAGCAGAAGCUUCAGCGGGAGAAUUGCCAAUUGCAACAGCAGCUGGAAUCCACGAACACCGCACUGCAAGAUCAGGUCCCGUGGAAUGAUAUACAGCUGGUGUUGGAUCAGGCACACGCAGAGCUGGUUUCCGCGACCACUCGAUUCUGGAGCACGAUCGACGCCUUCCAGAACAGACGACUGGCAUCCUAUUUGCCAGGCUCCGGAAUGAUCCAGGCGGAAUGGCCCGAUCAGGGCGGCGCGGUUACGCUUGGCCACGAUAUGCUCCCCAGCAUCUCCCAAUCGAACAAUGACAAUGUCCCGCUUGGUACUCAACAUGAACUACCUACCACCGACUGA
Messenger RNA from Penicillium arizonense, 426 nucleotides. RefSeq lists its product as uncharacterized. The annotation marks the transcript as partial. The record is from RefSeq and is a predicted model, not a curated record. The transcript has a single exon. NCBI's taxonomy places the organism in Eukaryota, Fungi, Ascomycota, Eurotiomycetes, Eurotiales, Aspergillaceae.